AUGGCCGCCGUAUCAAGCAUCGAGGUAUGGCUGGGAACGUCAAAUGACUGGCUUGGCAGCACUGACAGGCCUACCAAAGAACAAGGUGCCUUUCAGGGUGACGAGUUCACGCCCGUUCCACAGGCACCCAUCCUGCGCGUUCGAUCCAGAGAAGAGUAUUUAUUUUUCUUCUCCAAUCAUCCAGACAGCCACGCAAUCAUCGUCGAAAGAUCUGGGCACUGGGAGGAUAUAUACGCCCUCACCUCUUCAGCCACAGAGGCCUCAUUCUCUGAUGGCGCUUAUGGCAUUUAC
Molecule: messenger RNA, 291 nt
Organism: Symbiodinium pilosum
Lineage: Eukaryota; Dinophyceae; Suessiales; Symbiodiniaceae
Source: the annotation of a GenBank genome assembly